GCCAUGAGAAAUCAAACAUCAGUGACAGAAUUCAUCCUCCUGGGACUGACAGAUGACCCAGAGCUACAAGUGUGGAUUUUCCUCUUUCUGUUUUUUACCUACGUAUUGAGUGUUACUGGUAACCUAGCCAUUAUCACUCUCACCUUGCUGGACUCUCGCCUCAAAACUCCCAUGUACUUCUUCCUUAGGAAUUUCUCCUUUUUAGAAAUUUCAUUUACAUCUGUCUCAAUUCCAAGAUUCCUGGUCACUAUUUUAACUGGAGACAGGACAAUUUCCUAUAAUUUUUGUGCAGCUCAAUUAUUCUUUUUUAUCCUUCUAGGUACAACAGAAUUUUUUCUGUUGGCAGCCAUGUCCUAUGACCGCUAUGUGGCCAUUUGCAAACCCCUACACUACACAACCAUCAUGAGCAACAAAGUUUGCAAUCAGCUUGUAAUCAGCUCUUGGCUGGCAGCUUUACUCAUUGUCUUUCCACCAGUCAUCAUGGGCCUCCAAUUGGAGUUCUGUGACUCCAAUAUCAUUGAUCAUUUUGCAUGUGACUCUUCUCCUGUCCUGAUGAUCUCUUGCACAGACACUGAAGUCUUAGAAGUCAUGAGUUUUUGCUUGGCUGUGUUCACACUCAUGCUCACUUUGGCAUUAGUGAUUUUGUCCUAUGUAUACAUCCUUAGAACCAUCCUGAAAAUCCCCUCUGCCCAGCAAAGGAAAAAGGCCUUUUCUACUUGUUCCUCUCACAUGAUUGUCGUCUCUAUCUCCUAUGGAAGUUGUAUCUUUAUGUAUGUCAAACCUUCAGCAAAGGAAGGAGUGGCUAUGACCAAAGGGGUAGCUGUGCUGAAUACUUCUGUUGCUCCCAUGUUAAACCCCUUCAUUUAUACCCUGAGGAAUCAGCAAGUGAAGCAAGUCUUUAAGGACAUGGUCAGAAAGAUGUUUAACUCAAAUAAAUGA
Gracilinanus agilis (Agile Gracile Mouse Opossum) is the source of this 939-nucleotide messenger RNA. RefSeq names its product olfactory receptor 6C76-like. NCBI's taxonomy places the organism in Eukaryota, Metazoa, Chordata, Mammalia, Didelphimorphia, Didelphidae. The record is from RefSeq and is a predicted model, not a curated record. The coding region runs from base 4 to 939 and encodes 311 amino acids. Gene Ontology annotation, biological process: G protein-coupled receptor signaling pathway. The transcript has a single exon. Gene Ontology annotation, molecular function: olfactory receptor activity; G protein-coupled receptor activity. Gene Ontology annotation, cellular component: membrane.